Messenger RNA from Rotaria sp. Silwood1, 5312 nucleotides. The record is from the annotation of a GenBank genome assembly. Lineage: Eukaryota; Metazoa; Rotifera; Eurotatoria; Philodinida; Philodinidae.
AUGGAACACUAUCAUUGUAAUGACAAGGAUAAAUUAAUCAAACGAAUAUUAUCUUUAGCAUCUGAUUAUAAGUGUCCAAUGCAUAUAAAAUCGAACGAUAAUCUUCAAUAUUUUGAUUUUUAUCAUAGUGAUAAUGUGUUAAAAUGUGAUAAUGUCAAAUCCGAUGUAAAAAUAUAUGAACUAGAUGAUUCGACACAAACCGAUUGCCGAAUGAGAAAAUUUGAAUGGGGUUAUGUUUUAUGCGAAAGUUUUGAAUUUAGAAAUUCCGAAAUUUAUGAACCAUUUUAUGCAGAUGUAUGGAGUCGAGUGGAAAUCGGACCGACCAAACCGGUACGAAUUUUAUUGCUGUGAAGAAUGAUCGGGUAGUUGGUGGAUGUCAUGUAAGUUUUGCUAGUGACGUCGCUUGUUUAUUCAAUGUAACACCUCUGAAAAAUGAACGUGGAAAAGGCAUAGGCAAGGCAUUAUCUCAAAACAGUUAUGAUAAGUGCUCGAGAAUUGAAUUAUCGUUACAUGAUAUUGCAGGCAAGUGGUAUGGAUGCACCAGUAUACAAAAAAUUGGGCUUUAAAUUUAUUCCAUCAUAUAAAACAUUCGUUAAAAUUGCCACAAUUGCACGGUAUUACAAAAUAAUCGAAAUGCGGCUCAUAAUGUUUGGCGUUCAGCAUUUACAACUAUUUAUAGAAAUUAUUCAAAAACAAUGGAAGAAUCUUCUAGUAGUUAUGAUCAUUGUGAUGAUAAUUGUGGGUAUAUAUAUAUAGCUAAAAUGUUUAAAUAACUCAUGGUUAGUUUGUAUUUAUAUAAGUACUCUAAAAAUGAGAGAGCUUCACUAUUUAAUUUUUCUAAUGAAUUUAUCUAUGUUGAUCUUUAGUGUGUUUAUUUUAUCAGUAUACGGAUCGAAUCUUUUACAUAUCGAAUAAAUAAUCUUAAUUAGUCAUUUGUAAAUUUUUAUUGAGGCCUGAAGCAUUUAUUGAAAAUCAGACUAGAUUAGUGGCUCACAGUUUUAUCAUUGACUUAUGAAUAUGAAACUAACAAGAAACUUCAGUUUUUCUGGCUAAGACUUUUUCACAAACUAGAAAAAUCAUUUCGAAGAUAGUGAAGAAUAAAGAAUUUCAUGCAUGACAAAAACUUCAGAUUUAUAGCUCAAAUACUUUUCUAUGAUUUUAAGUCUUUCUUAUUAUUGUGAAAUAUUUAUAAAAAUAUGCUUCAUUUUAAUACUUUGCUAUUUUAUAGUAAAAGAAAAAGCUUGCAAGAAUUGAAAAUAUCACCACCAUUUGGUUUACCAUAUUAAAGUGUAUUUCAUUAGGGUUCAAUAGAUGCGAUAAUGACUUCUUCCGGUAUGUUUCCUUCACUUGUAGAGUAGUCGUGAUUAUUUAUCAUGAAAAAUUAAGAAUACUUUAGUCUAGAUUGUAUAGUACAAAUGUCUUGUCUUCUGAACAUAGAAUCAGUAGCUAUUGAUCAAUACGAGAAAAAUUAUUAUGUCUUUUCAUCAACGUAUAUAUGCAACGCUUUAUAUUUACGUGGUCUUAUUAUUAUAUCAUUAGUGAUGUAAGAAUUGAAGUUAUUCGAAAAGACUUAUCUAAGAGAGUACAAUAGCCCAGAGAUGGAGCUGGUCUACUGGCCAAAACUAGCCUGCCGGUAGUAAAGAGGAUGCUAAUGAUACGUUAUUUUAUAAGUGAAAAUCCGACCUACGGACCAAAUAUCGAUCUACAGACGGGUCUAGGACAGUUGGUCGCAGACAGUUGGUCGCUGGCAGUUGGUCGCGGACAGUUGGUCGCGGGCAGUUGGUCGCAAGACAGUUGGUCGCUAGGACAGAUGGUCAUUGUGCUAGUUUUCACAAGGAUUAUGAAUAAAAUAAUCGCACAACACUAAGGGUGUGGGUGUGUGAGUGUGGGUCUGGUCUAGGUUUGGAUGUGGAUUGUUGCGGGAUUUGGACGUGCAGACAUGAGUAAAGAGACAAUUCCAACUCGCACCCCUACCCACGUCCUACUUGUUAGAUUUCUGUUGUAUCAUUGUUCAAAGUUUUCUGUAGUGUUCUCUAUUUAAUUAUGCAUAAUAUAAUAAAUAAUGUUUAACUUUUUUUGCGUCUCAUGUUGCUCCUACUUUAUACUAUGCGACCAAAUGUCCUAGUGACCAACUGUCCGGACCCCCUACAGGCAAGAGUCUGAGGCUUGAAAUGAAACCGUGUUUCAUAGUGAACUCGCUUGCGGACUACCUUCAUACUUUCACGCAUACUGGCAUAAUGUUUCACCGUUGAUAACAAUAGUCUCACUGGUUGUCAUUUCGAAAACUGCUUGUUAAAUAAAUUUCUGUGUGAUCAGUAAGACUAGUCUUGGUGCCAGUUGUUUUUUCAUAUGAAUACAAUCAUAGCGUAUGAAAGUGAAAAAUAUAGACCGAUAUCGGUUCCAUCUCUGCAAUAGCCAUUUCAAUCAGAAUGAUUCAAGUUGUGUGGACAAGUACAUUAUCUUUCUCUCAAUAACUAUUAAAAACUAUGGCAGUAGUCUUUGUCGUUGUUAACCAUGUAUCAUUUUCAACUCCAUAGAGACCAGUUCAGCUCUACAUACGAUCUAUAUGUAACAUCAAUGAUAACUAUUUGUCAUGGAGCAAAGAUCAAAAGAGACUAGUAUACGAAUAGGAGUAUUUGUACAACACACGAACACCCAAAAUGUUUGAAUAUAGAAGUGACUGUACAAUGUACACUAUUUUUUCAAAUCUAUGAGCACCCAUAUCUUUUGACAGUGAGUAGUCCUAGUGACUCGAGUUAGGUUCAUGCUCAAAAUUUCAGCAUUUUACAUGCUUGCAUAAGACAAGUCGCAGGGACAGAUUUUUUUUAAUUUUAAGCUUUGUAAUCGAAUUUGGAAUAUAUAAGCGAAAUUGAAGUAUGAGGCUUAAUAUUUAAAAAAGUCGGUUCUUGCUAUUUUCCUCAUGCAAGCAUAUAAAAGGUUCAAAUUUGGGCCAUGUACCUAACUCGAAUAGAGCUACUCACUGUCAAAAGACAUGAGUAUUCGUAGAUUAGAAAAAUAAGUGUACAUUGGUCAACCAUUCCUAUAUUCAAUCAUUUUGAGUGUUCGUAGGAUCAGUUCACCGAGCUCUAUCCACUAUUGGUAUCACUUCCACAUUUGGCAGUGUUUGCGUGUUUUACAAAUAUCUCAUGCAUGGUGAAGGUGCACCAGUUUCUCUAGUACCAGUCAGAAUUGGGACUGGUACAUACCCAGUUGUUCAGAUAUGUAAUAGUUACAAUUUGAACAUCAAGAAUAAAUAUAGCAUUUUUUAAAAGUUUCAACCUUAUUUAAGCUCAAUAACAUUCAAACCCUAGUCAAUCCUCACAAUUUUUGUUAAUUAAGUUUACUAUUUAUUUGAAGCUUUAAAAGUAUCAGCUCAUAUAUCUUUGCUUCGAACACCUAGAAUAGAUUUCCAGAUGGAAACGACAUGGUAAAGAUAUCUUGGUUAAACGUAAUUCUCCUUUCAAUCGAUUGUCUUAUUACCUAUCCAGUAGCUGACUUUUUCAAUAGAGAAUUGUAUCCAUCAGUAAUCGUUCAUACAUCAUAACAGCUCAAUUAUCGAAACUGUCUACUCUUUACAGUAGAUCAUAGCGUUAUGAUCAAUAUUCUCAUAUAGAAUUCGAAUUGACAAAGAAAAUUGUGAUUGAGACAACGUUAAUGAGUAUUAUUGAAACGAGUACACUUCGAAAGGUGACUUUUUAUCUUCUUUUCUUCUUCAAUACUAAUUUACAAAUAUGAGUGACAAGAAAACAAUGUAGACCUGAAAAAAUAUCUUUUCAAAAAUAUAUUGAUCUCUGAGAGAUAUAUUGUAGAGUGUCGUAUACACACUGUCGACAUUCAAUGCUUAACUAAUCUCUUUACGUCCAAUCGUCGGUAUGACCGUAAUUAAUUGACCUUGUACUGAAAUUCAAAAAUAGAUACGGAGUAAUGUCUUCCAGAUUAUACAUAUCCAUGUCGUUUUCGUCUAUCGAAAUUCAUUAGAACACUUGCAUACCAUCUGUGAAGAAAAUGUCGAAGAGUUUAAGUGAAGUAUAUACGUUCUUUUUACAUUCUGUCUUUCAGAUUGCAAAGGGCUAAUAUAAGCAUUGUAGGUUCUUCUCUGAUCUUUUGAUGAAGAAACCGUUUGUGUUUUCUGUAGAACAUAAAUUAUCCGCAGAAAAUGAACAAUAAUACAUUUUUAAUUGCACUUUUCUGUUCUUGCCUUCGCAGAUAACGAUAUGCUUGUACAUGAAAGACUUAAGAGACGUUCCAUCAAAAAAUCAAAAAAUUUCACAUAUCGAAAAACAUGGGGGUCAACCGAUUUUUAAUCUGACCUCAUAGGAUUUUAGGCCUUAGUGUACCAUAUAUAAAUCCAAAAUAUUACGGUCUAAAGAUCUACCUAUAGUUGGCUAGGACCGAUGAACCUGACAUAUCCUAAAAAAUACCAUCAAAAAAUGCAAAAAAUUCAACUUUUAGUUUCGCUGAAGUUUUUCCUUGAAAUUUUUCCACAGUUCAAAUUGAAUCAUAUACCAAUCGAUAGAGCUUGACUUGCUCUACAAAACGGUAUAUAUGACAUUUCUUCUCAACCUCGAUAUUGACGGCAAAAAGUCAAAAAACAUUGUUUUUUAUGCAUAUACGAUUUCAUGGUUUUUUUCAGUAUUUUGAUCAAAUAUCUAGGUCAGAAAUCGAUUGCCAAAAAAGUUUACACAUCAUUUUAUAGCCCAUUCAAUUCUGCAUCGAAUCAUAUAUGGGACGUUGCUGAACAACGUUCAGCACUUGAGAUGACCAUACUCAUAUUUUGUUUUGUUUAGCGAAAUCAGAUGUCAUAUCAGAUUCAUAUCGGAUUCAUAUUUGAAUUUUUUUUCUUAAAACUUUUCUACUAUUCAAACUGAAUCAUAUACCAAUCGAUAGAGCUUGAAUUGCUCUACAAAAUGGCAUACAUGACAUUUUUCCUCAAUCUCGAUAUUGAAGUCGAAAAGUCAAAAUACUGUAUUUUUUGACGUAAUAUAAAUUUUUUUCCCAGUAUUCUGAUGAAAUGUCUCUAUCAAAAGAUGAAUGCCAAAACGGAAAUAGCAUCAUCUUAUAGCCCGUUCAAUUCUGCAUUGAAUAGUGCAUUUCACAUUGUUUUGAGAUAUUCUACAACUGAGUCACCAAGACUCAAACUUUUAGAAGUGACAUUAUAUUUAGUUAUAAUUCUUCAAGAAAAUUUUUUUAAAAUAAAGGAGGGGUCCGAUAAGCGAUGAAAUCAGUCCCCUUCAGAAAUUGGACUGUAUCUUAGUGAAAUCGUUAUAUUGGGUGUCUGAAAGCGUUCUAUUACAGGAUUAAUGAAAGCCUCC